GAACAUCUUAACGAACACCUCUUUCUCUACCGGCUCUAGUUAGUUAUCCCUUUAUCCUGUGUAGAUAGAAAAAUGGCACACCUGUAUCUAAAAAAAGGGAUUCUGUUGUUUUUACUUGUGCUGCUUGUGUUCUCGAUUUCAUACACCUGGUAUGCCUUGAGAACUAAUGCAUGGCAUCCCGUCUUACUAUUAAAUUGCAAUGCUCAGAAAGAGAACAAAGAUGCCCGCACUGCCACAACAGCUGGUGUAAGCAGCCGUUACAGUGUGGACCAAAUAAAAGAAGCAGAACUUCUUCAACGAAUGUUGUAUGAGAAGCCCCGAGCUCUCAACCCCACGAGAACCGAUGUGGUGAUGAUGACACCGUGGCUUGCCCCUAUUAUGUGGAAUGGUACUUAUAACAUUGAUAUAUUGAAUGCCCAGUUCCACCAAAGAGGAGUCUGCAUUGGUCUUGCGAUGUUUGCCAUUAAAAAGUAUGUAGUGUUCCUUAAACAAUUCAUAGAAACGGCUGAAAAAUUCUUCAUGGUAGGACAUAAAGUCAACUAUUACAUACUCACUGAUCGUGUCGAGGAAGUACGCCAGUACAAUUUUACUCUUGGUGAAGGGAGACAGUUAUUUACCCUACAAUCUCCCACGUACAAAAGGUGGCAGGAUAUCUGCUUCAGACGCAUGGAGAUGAUUCGCAAUUAUACUCGUGACAGAUUCAUCAAUGAGGUUGACUACCUGGCUGUGGCGGAUAUUGACAUGCAGUUCAGUGACGAUGUUGGCGUAGAGAGCUUAAGUGAAUUGUUUGGGACCAUACAUCCUGGUUACUAUAACGCACCUCGACAGAGUUUUACGUAUGAACGGCGGCCACAGUCUAGAGCCUACAUUCCAUAUGAUGAGGGUGACUUUUAUUAUGCAGCAGGUUACUUUGGGGGCACAACAGAAGAAAUAUACAAACUGACCAAUUACUGCCAUAAUGGCAUAAUGGCGGACAGAGAGAAACAUAUUGAAGCUAUAUGGCAUGAAGAGAGUCAUUUAAACAAAUAUUUUAUUUAUUACAAACCGACAAAGCUCCUUUCACCUGAAUAUUUAUGGGACAACCGUAUGGGUAUCCCAGGAUUCCUUAAAAGACGAAGAUUUGUUGCUGUUCCAAAAAACCAUAAUGAAAUCCGGAACAAAAGAUCAAUCAAAGAAAAACAAGUAGCCAGUCAAAACGCUAAACAUUAAAAAAAAAAAAAAAAGGUUUCGCAACAUUCUGCAUUUUAUCCCUGACACCCUUGUCCCACCUCCCACAUUCUAAAAAAAAAAAACGUAUUAUUACUACAAAAAUUAUAGCUCUCUUUCUGUCCUUCUCUCCAAACUUUCAGUAUUCAAUAACCCUUUUCCAAUAUCACUGAAAAGUACAGAAAAGUUGUCUGGCAGUGAUAGUUCAGCUAUUGGCUUUCAGGAGUGAAAACCUGGUAACUAAAGUACAAGUCCCAGAAGUCCCUCCACUGAGCAGAACUCAAGUUGUGCACAGAUAGCUAAUCAUCCUCCCUACAUUGUAACUCUUGCAGCGCUAGGAUAAACAUGUUCAGAGUAUGUAGGCCACACUACUUCCUGUAGUAAGCAAAUUCAAGUCCAAUUUGUGGAGAUUUGCACAAACAGAAAGUACUGUAAAAGUAAGCAUUUUUGUUAUAUGUCAUUAUUUUGGAUUGGUGCUUUAGCAUAUUUUUAAUGGAUUGAAAUGUCCCUUUAAAGAACA
Messenger RNA from Pelobates fuscus (common spadefoot toad), 1726 nucleotides. Its product is annotated as histo-blood group ABO system transferase-like. The coding region runs from base 73 to 1209 and encodes 378 amino acids. The transcript is spliced from 8 exons. Lineage: Eukaryota; Metazoa; Chordata; Amphibia; Anura; Pelobatidae. Gene Ontology annotation, cellular component: Golgi apparatus; membrane; vesicle. Gene Ontology annotation, molecular function: hexosyltransferase activity. The record is from RefSeq and is a predicted model, not a curated record. Gene Ontology annotation, biological process: carbohydrate metabolic process.